Molecule: messenger RNA, 3468 nt
Organism: Pyrus x bretschneideri (Chinese white pear)
Lineage: Eukaryota; Viridiplantae; Streptophyta; Magnoliopsida; Rosales; Rosaceae
Product: probable LRR receptor-like serine/threonine-protein kinase At2g24230
Exons: 1
Coding region: 628-3213 (861 amino acids)
Biological process (GO): protein phosphorylation
Molecular function (GO): ATP binding; protein binding; protein kinase activity
Source: RefSeq, a predicted model, not a curated record
CUCCCCUCAGUCCUCACAGUCUCCUUGUUUUUAUUUCAUUUAAAAACACAUGACAGUCUUGUUUUUUUGUUCUAAAAAAUAUAUAUGCAGCAAAAACUAGAGCCUCCUCCUCCUUCUCCUUCUCCUCACACAGAGACAAAAUUGCUUCCUCUUCUUUUGUUGUUUGUUUCUGCAGGAUUUCAUGGUCGUGGACCUGCAAAACCACCAAAGGGUGAGCUCACAUUCCCCCACUCUCAAAAGUCAAAACCCCAGAAAACCCUUAGCUCUUUGAGAACGCAAUAAGUUUGUUAUUUGCAUGUACUGUUUCACCCAUUGGCUUAUUUUCCCAGAGCUUUUUUUUGGGUUUUUCUUAGUGAGGAUAAAAAGGACCACGAACCCAAUAAAGUCCUUCAUGUAAAUUCUUGUUUUUGGGGGGAGUUUUAGCCUAACAGUCUUCUCUUCUCCAAAAACGAUAACCCACUUUACACUGUGCUUUGGAUUUAAUGGAGCUGCAGAGUCCCCAAGCAAUUACUUCUGAAAUGGGACCAGAACCAUUUAUGCUACUGCAAUGCUGCUUCUGAAGUUCUAGAGAGAGAAAGAAAGGUUUAAACUUUCUCACACCCUUUUCUCUGCUGCACUAUUUUCCCAAUGGGUGUUCAUUUCUUUGCUUCUCUACUGAUUUUUUCACUGUUCCUGAAUCCAUUGGCUUCCCAACAACCCAAUACAGAUGAGUUCUUUGUCUCUGAGUUUUUGAAAAUAAUGGGUUCGUUUUCUUCAUCUUCUUCUUCCAAUGUCUACAACUUCUCUGCACCCGUUUGUUCAUGGAAAGGAGUUUCUUGUGAAUCCAACAAUGUUAUCGGCUUUGAGGCUUCCGGUUUGGAGCUUUCCGGUCCGGUUCCCGACACCACCAUCGGGAAGCUCACAAAGCUUCAAUCUCUAAACCUCAGCUGCAACAAAAUCACCGGUCUUCCUUCGGAUUUGUGGAGCAUAGGUUCUCUCAAGCACCUUAUUCUCUCCAACAACCAGAUUUCCGGGUCGUUGCCGAACAAUAUUGGCAACUUCGGUCAGCUCGAAACCCUCGACGUUUCCAGCAAUAAUUUCUCUGGGGAGAUUCCUGCUGGUAUAAGCUCACUUGCCAGCCUGCGAGUUCUUAAGCUCAAUGGAAAUUCGUUUGAGAAGAGCAUCCCAUCAGGAAUUCUGAGCUGUCAAUCUUUGGUUUGGAUUGACCUUUCGUCGAAUCGGUUAAACGGUUCUCUUCCAGCUGGUUUUGGUGCUGCAUUGCCUAAGCUGCAAGUAUUGAACCUUGCUGGGAAUGGGAUUCAUGGCCAGGGCUCCGAUUUUUCGGAGAUGAAUUCCAUUACUACUCUGAACAUUUCAGGGAAUGUGUUUCGGGGUUCAGUGAUGGGAGUGUUUAAGGAGCUGUUGGAGGUGGCUGACCUUAGCAGGAACCGGUUUGAAGGCCACAUUUCGAAGGUACAAUUCAAUGCUAGUUACAAUUGGUCUCGUUUGGUUUAUUUAGAUUUGUCCGAAAAUCAGCUUAAUGGAGAAAUUUUACACUAUUGGAAUCAAUCCCAGAAUCUUAAACACCUUAAUCUAGCACACAAUAGAUUUACUAGGCAAGAAUUCCCGAGAAGUGUGGAAACUUUUUCUGGUUUGGAGUACCUUAACUUGUCGAAAUCUAGUCUUACCGGUCGCAUUCCUGCUGAAAUUUCUCGGCUGAGUAACUUGAACACACUUGAUCUUUCUGAAAACCAUCUUAUAGGCAAAAUCCCAUUGCUUAAUUUGAGAAAUCUCCAAGUUUUCGAUGCUUCUCACAACAAUUUGAGCGGAGAAAUCCCGAUGUCUCUCUUGGAGAAACUCCCUUGGAUGGAGAGCUUCAACUUCUCUUACAAUAACUUGACACUAUGUGCUUCUGAAAUUUCCAAUGCAACCCUCCAAGCAUCUUUCUUUGGUUCAACAAACAGCUGCCCCAUUUCAGCAAACCCGGGCCCUUUUAGAGCACGAGCUAAUAAGGCUAAGGAGCACAAGGUACUAAAGCUUGCCUUGGUUUUGACCUUCUCAAUGGUAUGCUUGCUUGCUGGUCUGCUGUUUCUAGCAGUUUGUUGCCGAAGGAAAACCAGAAUGUGGGAGGUAAAACAAACCUCACACAAGGAAGAGCAAAGCGUAUCAGGCCCCUUUUCCUUCCACACUGAUUCAACAACAUGGGUUGCGGAUGUUAAGCAAGCAAAUUCAGUACCUGUAGUGAUUUUCGAGAAGCCGUUGUUGAAUUUCACAUUCGCAGAUCUCUUAUCUGCAACUUCGAACUUUGAUCGAGGAACCCUUCUGGCUGAAGGGAAAUUCGGGCCUGUUUAUAGAGGAUUUCUACCGGGUGGAAUUCAUGUAGCGGUGAAAGUUUUGGUCCACGGUUCUACAAUGACAGACCAGGAAGCUGCAAGAGAGUUUGAGUAUCUCGGACGGAUCAAACACCCUAAUCUUGUUCCAUUGACUGGAUAUUGUUUAGCUGGGGACCAAAGGAUUGCUAUCUAUGACUACAUGGAGAAUGGGAAUAUACAGAAUUUGCUACAUGACUUGCCGCUUGGGAUACUGCAAACAACAGAGGAUUGGAGCACAGAUACUUGGGAAGAAGACAAUAACAAUGGCAUUCAAAAUGUUGGCUCUGAAGGGUUGUUAACAUCAUGGGGGUUCCGUCACAAGAUUGCACUUGGCACUGCCAGAGCACUGGCAUUUCUACACCACGGUUGCUCACCUCCAAUUAUUCAUAGAGAUGUUAAAGCUAGUAGUGUUUAUCUGGACUGUAACUUAGAGCCAAGAUUAUCUGAUUUUGGACUGGCAAAGAUUUUUGGCAGCGGUAUAGAUGAGGAGAUCUCUCGAGGGUCACCUGGCUACAUUCCGCCAGAGUUUUCUCAGUCCGAGUAUGAUUCUCCAACACCAAAAUCCGAUGUGUAUUGCUUUGGAGUUGUUCUUUUUGAGCUGAUUACUUCAAAGAAGCCAUUUGGCGAUGACUAUCCAGAGGAGAAAGAUGCAACCUUGGUGAGCUGGGUUAGAGGAUUGAUUAGGAAGAACAAAGGGACGAGCGCUAUUGAUCCAAAAGUUCGUGACACAGGACCAGAUGACCAAAUGGAGGAGGCCCUGAAGAUUGGAUAUCUGUGCACAGCUGACCUUCCCUCAAAACGACCAAGCAUGCAUCAGAUAGUCGGACUUCUUAAAGAUAUCGAGCAAGCAGGUAACAGAUGAAGAACAAAUUGAGCUGAAAAAAAACAAGGAAAAUGUGGGAGUUUUGGGUUUAGCUUUUGUUUUCCUAAUUAGUAAUUUGUUCUUGUUGGCCCUUAUGAUCGGUUCUGUUUUGCCUCCAUGAUUGUACAGCAGCCCUGGAAAUUCUGUUCGGAAUUUUUUAUGUCGCUCGCUCGCUCUUUCCUUUUUGUUUCUUAUUGUUGGUGGCAUGAAAUGAAAGUUUGAUUUAUAUAUACAAAGGAGUUUGAUUUGAUCACA